AGUGUUGUUUUCAAGCUUUACGAUAUCGGUUGGUUUUUAAUUUCGCGAAUCAUUUUUUUGCAACUUAAAGUAAGAAAUGGUUUUAUUUAUUCUUCUUCUUUCAAGCAGUAAAAAUAUUUUUUAAAGUAUAAAAUUGUGGUUAAAGAAUGUUGAAGAAUUUUACUUCUUAUGUUCAGCAAAUCAAUAAAAGUGAUGGAGUUUAACUAAAGUGAAUGGAAGAGAAAUAUUCAAAUGCAUGAAAGCUAAACAAGAAAGAAAAAAAGAAAAUCUAUAAAUCGGAAUAAUUUUUCUUGCAAAUUUUCUGCUUCUAAUCAAGUGACUACGUGGAGUGAAACUUAAUGAAUGAAAAUACAUGAAAGCCAGAAAGAAAAAUUACAUGUGAAACGUUUUAUGCAAAAGUAGUCAUAAAAAAUCGAAUAGUGACGAAAAAGUAAUAAAAAAUAAAUUUUAAAAAUAUUUUUAAGCACGACUUUGGAUAAAUUUAUACCCGCUUUGACUUUCAUUCAACUUUAAGUUUUAUCAGUUCAUUGUUCCACUUAGAAUUUAUAAUAAAACCUUAAACUUCUAUGGAUUAAAGCCAGUCAUCUUAAAGCAGUGAUUUAUUUGAAGAAAAUAUAUUUUUUAAAUAAAAAAGAUAACAACAUGCGGUCGAGGAUUGUUGUGUAGCAUCAAACAAUUUCAGCAGUUCAUUGAUCCAACUGAUAUCAUCAUUUUGACAUCGACUUUUGUGUUGUGUAGGUGAUAGUAAAAUUCAUAAACAAUGAGUACAAAAUCACCUGGGCCACAACGAUGUCGGCUCAUUUUAAAACAAUGUUUAGCCAUUCAACUGAGUAAAGCUGGAAAUGCGCCAGAAGACUUCUGGAUGUACGAUUCUGGUUAUAUGAUUUUCCAGAAUUUUCUGGCAGCAAACUCGCAAUGUUGGUGGAAUACUCCAUUGACAGCUGCAACGAGAGCGCUUAAAUAUGCUGGUCAUGUCGCCCCUGGCAUGCUUUUAGUGACAGCUGAACCAUGCGCAUUAGAAAUCUUACGUGGUGCCUAUGCACGAAGUGUCUUAAAACCUCCAGCAACAUACACAAUUAACGCAGUCGGCGAUAUUGAUGACUGUAUCGUAACAACGAUUCAACAAACACAAUUCACACCUCUGACAGAGGCCAUUUGUGAUGUCAUUAUGGAUCUUACACAACGCGGUCAAUCAGCUACUCUCGAGACGAUUAAAAAGUUUCUCUCACUGCGCUUUGCACACAUGCAACAACCUUCGAACGAUAUCAUAUACGACACGCUUGUGCAAUUACAACAAGAGCGAAAGAUUUAUCAAACAUCUAAAGGGUACUUCAUUGUUACGCCUGAACGACGACGAAGUCGUUCAAGAGCAGCGCGUAAUCAAAUGUCCCUCGAUGAAGAGUUAGUAUUGAACGAUAGAAUUAAAUCGCCACAUGAAUCACGCACAAUGUUGAUGACAAAUUCAGAAGCAAUACAUAGUCUGUACGGUGAAAUAUCUACGGAGCGCGAUGGUGAUUUAACACAUCAGUGCAUCCAGACGAACCUUGCCGAUGUCAUUUGUGGUGGAAAUCCCAAUGAUAAAAUUUUAUACCCGCGUUCAGCAAAGCGUCGAAGUGCCUCGUUUCCGACACCUCGUAGCUUAGAGCGCCGCCAUAGCCUUCGACUUUUUGGGUCAUCGAAGCGAUUGCAGCGAUGUCAAUCAACAAAAAGUCUCACGAAGACAACAAGCAAUAAUCCACCGAAUGUUGUCAUGGAAAGCAGCAACUCGGAAUAUAAUAGUACGGACUCUUCAUCACCCAAAAAAAGUGCCUCUCUACUCUCGCGAAUUUUCCGACGGAGCUGCCGAAGUUCGAAAAAACUCGAAACAUUUUCUGCUCAGUUUCCACCUCGCGAAUGGUUCAACUCAAAAGCUGUUCAUUUGCAAAGUGUUGGAACACAAACUUUGGAUCAUAAUGAUUCAUUAUCAAAUGCCAUUUCUUAUUAUGACGGUUCUGAAAUCUCGCAACGAUCGAUGACACUACCACGCCAACAUCACCGCCGUAAUCUAUCAAGCGAAUCAACAUUUUUAUUGUCGUCACGCGAUUGUUCUCCGAUUCGAAGACGUUCUCCAGCAAUUUGUUAUGGUGGAAGUUUGCCUCGUUCAACACAUUCAAUUCCCGGACGAUCGCCAAAAAGAACGCCUUUAAGUAAACAAGUUAUUGAUGAGAAUAAUCGGACGUUGGCAAAAAGUGGAGAAAUUUACAAUAAAUCAUCGUUAUCUGGUCAACAUGAGACGCAAUUAAGUCAGCGAUUCCCGUCGAGUCGGAAUAAUUAUAGUGGACCUUCCAGUCUAGAAAGUGGUAAAACAUCAUCUUUAGUCACAUCAGGUCCAUCUUCCAUCGAUAGCGGUAAUAAAAGUCUGUCGCUCAGUAGAAAUAGCGGACAUUCAAGUCUAGACUCAGCUCAUGGUUCAGUUACAACUGUUGCUCAAGGUCAAAGUUCACCGAAAAGUGCAGCUAAACACAAACUCAUUAAGUCAAGUGGAACAUCAACCUCAAAGGUCACAACAUCAACAUCAUCUAGUGGAAUGAAAUCGACAUCAUUUGAAGAUAGUGCGAUGAAUUCUCGUACACUGCCUAAUUCUAACUCAAAUGGAUCAAUUACACUUCAAGUGACAAACAACAGCAAUGGUACAUGUUUACCAAACACGAAAAUCUUUGUACAAAACUCGCCAGUUCGAACAUCAAUAACAUUUGAGAAUGGAAAAUUUAUUGAGAAUUCGAAUGUCUUCGUGAUUAAUAAUGAAACGACGACAAAUUCAAAAGGAGAAGUCGUUGCUAGUCGAAAGACGCUCAUGAACAAUCCGUCGUCGCCAUUGAAACAACCGAGUCAAAGACGACCAGAGAAGCCGCGAACAUUUGGUAAUGGAAAAGAAAAUUGCUUCAGUGAAAACGAUGAAGCAGCAAGUGAAACUGGAGAUUCACUUUCAAUGAUAAGUGAGACAUCGCCUGACUCAAGUUUAAUUCCUUAUGUUGACGAUGAUGUUGUGGAGCCUGGUUCAAGGCGAGAGAAUAAAGUACAAAGUCCAGAAAGCCCACGUAACACCAAAAAUUUUGAUGAUUCUCUCAACAAUCGAAAGCUUUCGCUUCAAAUUGGAUCGCCUGAGAAGAGUGGUGGCAAUAACACUGUUGUGUACAAUAACAUGUUAAAGAAUCAUUACAAUCAGCAGACAAAUGCAAUUAUCUCGCCGGUAAUACAACAUAACAACAAUAAAAUGAAUAUGUUCUCGUAUGAGAACUCAGGUUCCGUUGGAAACUUGAAAGUCGAGAAGUCGAGUUGCAAUUAUCUCAACUCAAAUCCAACCAUAAAUUCCGACUCUCUGCUUAAUAUUUUCCAUAAAAAUAUUAUAGCUGUUGGCAGCGAACCAAACUUGAUAACGAUGAAUAAGCCGAAUGACAACGGUAUGCAAAAAAUCAAUAAUUGCAUUAAAGAUUCACCAACAUCGCCUGAAGAGAAAACACCGACAAUGGAGACGAAGCAAGAACUUUAUAGCUUUCCCAGUUUAACUGAUUUGAGUUUUAACUUUACGUCACUUCAUGCGCAGAAGAUUCUUAAAGGCGGAAUGAGUGUUAAUAACAGCAUCGAUACACUCGUUGAACUUGACAUAAACAAGCCUAGCAACCACAAGAGUAACAGUAAUCUCUCACCAUCAACCACAAUCUGUACAGACUUCGGAAUGGUUUAAAAUGAUUUCUUAUAAGUAUAAAUGAUUCUAUCGUCCGUCAAUAUUAAAUAACAAGAUAUUAUUAAACAAAAGAAAAAGCUUGUAGUUUUUCCAAACUAAUCUACUGUUUAACUAUAUUGCAAUCCAACUUUCUUAUCCGGAUUUGAUCUUUAAAUCCGCAUUGAGAGUGCAAGCAAUACUAAUCAGAUAUUAAUCGAGGAUAACCAAUUUAAAUUAUUUGCAAUCUAUGUAAAUAUCUUCUCUUAACACGAUAAGUGAAAAGAAAUCUUAAAUAAGUUUUAGAUGCAAAUGUGUAAAGUGCCAAAUGAUCGAAACAAUUUUGUUCGUUCGUUGACCCAUUUUAAUUCUUUCGAGACAUUUUAUCAUGAAUUAAAAAUAAAAAAACAAUUUAAACGUUUGUAAAUAAAAUCUUAAGCAAUAAGCAAAAGAAAAUUAAUAAAACGAAAACAAAAAAAAAAUCUUUUUUGAAUGAAA
This is a messenger RNA of Clunio marinus, 4198 nucleotides long. NCBI's taxonomy places the organism in Eukaryota, Metazoa, Arthropoda, Insecta, Diptera, Chironomidae. The record is from the annotation of a GenBank genome assembly.